Peronospora matthiolae is the source of this 2292-nucleotide messenger RNA. The record is from the annotation of a GenBank genome assembly. Lineage: Eukaryota; Oomycota; Peronosporomycetes; Peronosporales; Peronosporaceae.
AUGAAUCGCACGCUGGUCGAGUGUGCGCGUUGCAUGAUGGAACACGCUGGACUGGGAAAGAGCUACUGGGGUGAAGCAGUGAUGACGGCGAUGUUUCUUCGAAACCGCUGUCCAACACGUGCCAUUCACCAAGACAAGUCUCCAUAUCAAGUGUGGACGAUGAAGAAACCGAUUCUGGCCAACCUUAAAGUGUUUGGAUGCCACGCGUAUGUUCAAGUGCCUCAAGACAAACGCGCGAAGUUCUACUCCAAGUCAUCACUCUGUCGUUUCCUGGGAUACACCGAACACCAGAAGUCAUAUCGAUUUGAGGAAGUGUCAACAGGAGCGAUCAAGAUCAGUCGCGAUGCCACAUUCAUGGAAGACAAGUUUGAUGAAGGUCCGCGCAACUACAACGAUGAGUCAAGUGCCGUUGAGUUUGAUGAUCAAGACGAGGACGAAGAAAAAGAAGAAGGUAAAACUGACGACGACAUGGACUCGAGCGACGAUGACAACGAAGACACCAGGUCUUCGAAGAGCAACAUCAAGAGACACACGCGCACUCAAUCACUUGAGAAAGCUACCGUCAUUCCAAGUCCCAAGCGAAGAACUGGGGAAACGCCGACUACAUUCAAGUCGGCGAUGGAAUCAAGCGACUCCGGCAAGUGGAAAGAAGCGUGUGACUCGGAGUUCGACUCGCUUCAGAGAAACGACACGUGGGAAAUCGUGCCUCUUCCGAAAGGUCGCAAAGCCAUCGGGUGCCGAUGGGUUUUUCGUGUAAAGGAGAAUCAAGAUGGCGAAGUUGAACGUUUCAAGGCAAGACUUGUGGCCAAACGAUUCUCACAGAAAUUCGGAGUUGACUGUGAAGAAACUUUCGCACCGGUGGCCAAGUUCACAUCGAUUCGUGUGGUGCUCAGUAUGGCGGCCAAGUACGGCCUAAUGCUACAUCAGAUGGACGUCAAGACAGCGUUUCUUAACGGCUCCCUCAACGAAGACAUCUACAUGGACCAGCCAACCGGGUACCUGGAUGCAACACAGCCGGACUAUGUGUGCAAGCUAAAGAGAUCACUCUACGGCUUGAAGCAAUCGCCUCGCAUGUGGAACCAAACAAUCGAUGGGUUCAUGAUCAAGAUGGGAUUCAAGAAGUGCGAAUCGGACCACUGCAUCUACAUCAAGCGAGACGACCAAGACAUGAUUCUCGUGGUGCUCUACGUCGAUGAUCUCAUCCUGGCCAGCAGCAACAACGAACUCCUCAAGUCGACCAAGAUGGCGCUGAGCAAACGCUUCGAAAUGACGGAUCUCGGUGAGCUCGAUUACUUUCUCGGCAUGGAGAUCAAGAACGACCGUAAGACGGGAAUGGUGACUGUGCAACAAACCAAGUUUCUCAAGUCCGUGUUGACCAAGUUCGGAAUGGAUAACAGCAAGCCAGUGAAGACGCCUCAAGAUCCCGGCCUGAAGCUAACCAAGAACAUGUGUGAACAAGAAUGCAAGCCCGAAGACACCAUGUGCAACGUGCCAUAUCGAAGUGCUGUCGGAGACAUCAUGUAUCUCAUGGUCGCCACACGUCCGGAUCUAGCUGCUGCAGUGGGAUCAUUAUCCCAGUUCUCGUCCGACCCAUGCCCGACUCACUGGCAAGCUUUGAAGCGUGUGCUGAGAUACCUGCAAGCAACGCCCAAUCAUGGUCUUGAGUUUACACGUGAAGAAGGAAGCCGUAUCUGCGGGUACACCGACGCAGACUGGGCCGGCGACAUUGAGUCAAGACGAAGUACAAGCGGCUAUGUGUUCAUGAUGAACGGAGGAUGCAUCAGCUGGAAAAGCCAGAAACAACGGACGGUCGCGCUAUCUUCAACAGAAGCAGAAUACAUGGCGCUUUCCGAAGCAACCAAAGAAGCAGUAUGGCUCAAGGUGCUUUUGGGGGAACUUGGUGAGAUGACAAGCGACGAAGCGAUCAAGAUGUAUGAAGACAACCAAGGAUCAAUCGCUCUCGCCAAGAACCCGGAGUUCCAUAAGAGAACAAAACACAUCGACAUACGCUACCAUUUUGUGCGUGAGAAGGUGGAAUCAGGUGAAGUCGUUUUGGAGUAUUGCCCGACUCAAGAUAUGCUGGCAGACAUGAUGACCAAGCCGAUCGCCGCUGUACAAUUUGAAAACAUUCGCGAUCGACUUGGGAUCCAAGGUGCCGCAGCUAACGAGUCGAGAGGGAGUGUUGAAAAGACAGCGGCUGUGAAGAAGACACCUCGUCAAGCUGCGUCAAGUGUUGAAGCAAGUGGAAGACCAAGCUUCGCUAUACCGGUGGGUACCGGUAUGUACCAGUAA